AUGGCAACCCCAAACAAGCAAGGCGUUCCCGGGAAGCAGGCCUUCUUGACGGGCCUAGAGCUGGAAGAGCCAACCUAUCAUACGACGUCAUCCAGCUCCGAAUUUCGGGAACUAGCAGCAUUAGACCAGCCACAGGCCGCAGCGUUUCGGGUGGAGGAUGCCAGGCUGCCACUGCAGGAACAAAGUCUCGUGGUUAGCCUGGAACAAACGCAGAAUGGUAUCAUAAUUUGAUGCAGUUUAUUAUUAUUUCUUGUUCUCACUCAUAGACAGAAGCAGCGUCGAACAGGAGCUCGUCAUGUUUGUCAUGCAUCUCAAUCAUCGGUGCAAGAAUACGGCAUGGUCCACUGAAUUUCGCACAUUGAUAUAUCAGGUGCGAACGUCCAACCCGUGUUUCCCCUCCCGGAGUCGCUUCCACUCGAAAAAGUGAAAAAGAAUUGCGCGAUAAAUAUCGAGUUCUCAGGGACCGAGCAAAACCGCGCGAGGGCUGUUUGGGCGGGCUGUUUUGCGAGUCCGGCGGCGGAUAGCAUCGUGGCGGAUUUGUUUUGGUGGACGAUAUGUUACUACUUCAAAUCCGGGGAACAGGUCGAAGAAGAAGAUUUGCUGUUUGACAGAAUAUCCAUGAAUUACGUCGCCAUGUUUGCCGCCGUGCCACCGUCAAAGCGCGACUUCUUCUUUCCGCACUUUCCCGACGCGAUUGCGCAAGCGGUAUUUUGUUGUUCUCUUUACGCCUGAUGUCGGAUUCGAUUUGCAGGUACACGGUUAUUUCAUGCAAGCACUACGGAUGGGAAUGCAUAUGCAAUAGGUCUUCAGAGACGGACACCCCUGAAGACUGCAGUCACACUUCGCUGGCGCCGUUUCAGCUUAUCAUGGUGCUGUGCUUGCUAUAAGAACACAUGAUACAACAAAAUAAACAUCGAUCCUCACAACUCAGGUCCUCUAUUGCCUUUUCCUCGCCUACCCAAAAUCAAGAACGCACUUCUCGGAUACUUUUCGACGAGACUUGGUGUCCCGCGUCAGCUACUGGUUUACCGGUUUCAGGCCGCAGUUUCUGUCCAUAAGUCACUGGAAACUGAAUCUGGGCGGCGGCGAUGUCUUGCAGAGUGCAGGAGGCGGGAGGGGGGCCAUUCCGUAUUUAUGUCAUAGAAAAUACAUGAAAAGGUUUUUUGUGCUAGCUCCGCAAGUUUGUCAACACACAUGGCAAGGCUGUUCACCUCGGAGGUUUUGUGCCGGCUGAUAUUGAAACUGCAAAAAAUUCAGUGCCCUCACUGCCGGCAGUUCGUCGAACGAGGCGACGCGGGCGCUCCUAGACCAGGCGAAGCUCGACGAUUCGCCCAUAAAGCAGCGGCCGCCGAGGGUGUUACGCACGUUGCGCCAUUCGCCUCUGCUUGAGCACUUCGUGAAACAGCAGAAGUUCGGGUCGGCAAACCUAGUGAAGGGACUGAAAAUGCAGCUCACCGAGUCCGAGGAGCACGUGCUUCAACUGGACAGAAAACACUCAAAACUGCCUGGACAGGCCGCCGCAGCGACGAAAGUCAGCGAGGUAAGUACGAAGAUUCGCACUUCUAUGUAUAUAAUAUUGCACUUACUGGUGUGUGAUUCUUCAUCUUCACCUGUGCUGUCGGGCCUGUAGUUACGGUACAAGGGUUGUCAUGCGUUAGUUCAACAAGUUCGUUUUCAAAUUUCAAUGCAAGACCGAAAGAAAGAAUCCAACCAAAACCAAAACGACAGGAUCUCCUCCUCGAGUAUGAGAAGAUGAGUCAGGAGCUUCGUAAGGAGGAGAACGCAUUUGCGGCGAAAACAAGAUCUGCGGAGCACGCGGUUGACGCGAAGAAGAAGGAGGUUUUGCGAAAGUCGCCACACGACUUCGCGAACUACCUCGUUUCGCUGAAGCUGCUGCAGAGUGAGUAGAGAUCAUCUGCCGGAAGGCGCAGUCGCGUUGGCCGACGACAUGGAAUCGAACCUGAGUCCUCUCAUGAACAGUUGCACAUCUUUACAGCAGCACGCCACCUGAUUUACUUUCCAUUUAACCUGAAGAAGCCAAACAAGAACGCACCGUUCUUUCCUACAGAGGUGCUGGAGCUAGCAGCUUUCUUUUGUAUGAUUUGUGAUUGCGCUUUAGACAGAGGACAGCCUCGACGUAGAAGAAGUGCUGGACGAGGACGACAAGAAAAAGCGCAAUACAACUAGCGGAGGUAUCUACGCGGCAAAACUUCUGACCUACAAGUACAAAGGCUCGGAAGAAAGUGGUGUCAGACCACCUCCCACUAGUUGAUUGCCGUCCUUAUUUUCGCACAUAGCGAGACGGAGACGUGUUGUGCUAUCUUCUGAGCGGGCUUCAAUCAGACAGUUUGUAACUGAACCGAAACUCAAUAAACGGUCUGGCUUUAGUAUCCCUGUUCGUAAAAGAAUUUUGGUUUUCAAGUCCCUCCUUGUACAAUAUGCUGGCUUUUAGGGUGGGGCUACUGACAUCAAAGAUAGAAGAGGCGAGAU
This is a messenger RNA of Amoebophrya sp. A120, 2490 nucleotides long. The record is from the annotation of a GenBank genome assembly. Lineage: Eukaryota; Dinophyceae; Syndiniales; Amoebophryaceae.